Salvia hispanica is the source of this 964-nucleotide messenger RNA. The record is from RefSeq and is a predicted model, not a curated record. Lineage: Eukaryota; Viridiplantae; Streptophyta; Magnoliopsida; Lamiales; Lamiaceae.
ACACCCCAACCAUCCUAAAGAAAUGGAUCAAAAAACAGAAGACAAACCACACUGCCUAAUCCUUCCAUACCCAAGCCAAGGCCACAUAAACCCCCUGAUCCAAUUCUCCAAACGCUUAGCCUACAAAGGCAUCACAAUCACCUUCGCCGCACCACAAGACAUCCUCUCCUCCGCCGCCGCCGACAUCUCCGCCUCCAUCGCCGUCGAGUCCAUCUCCGACGGCUACACCUCCGCCGCCGCCAGAGCCGACGCCGACCCUCGGGAGUAUCUAGCCACCCUCGAAAGGGAAGGGGCGGAGUCAACGUCCCGCCUCAUCGAGAAGCUUCGAGAAGGCCCGGGCCGGGCAGUGGACUGCGUCGUCUACGACGCCUUCCUGCCGUGGGGGCUGGCCGUGGCGAAGAGCAAAGGCCUGUUUGGUGCGGCCUUCUUCACGCAGCCGAGCUCUGUCAAUGUUGUUUACUACAACGUGUUUAAAGGGUUGCUCAAAGUUCCGGUAAAGGAGAGGGAGACCGUGCUUCCCGGGCUGCCGCCGCUGGCGAUCUCGGAUUUGCCGUCGUUUGUUGUUGAUCAGGAGAAGCAUCCGGGCUUGUUGGAGCUGGUAAUGGGUCAGUUUGAUGGUGUGGAGGAUUCUGAUUUCGUGUUCGUUAACUCGAUUUACGAGCUUGACAAAGAGGCAAAUGAGUGGAUGAAAAAAUCAAUGGCAGUUAAAACAAUUGGACCAGCCAUACCUUCUAUCUACCUAGACAAAAGAGUACCACAUGACAAAAGUUAUGGUCUUAGUUUGUUCAAACCAGAUGACAUUUGCAUGAGAUGGCUACAACAAAGAUCACCUAAAUCAGUUAUCUACGUCUCCUUCGGUAGUAUUGCCAAAUUGGAAAAGCAUGAAAUGGAGGAAUUGGCAACGGCCCUUAAGCUAACCGGAAAACACUUCCUAUGGGUGGUCCGAUCCUCGGAUGUCAUCUAA